GCCCGCUCGCGCUGGAGGCGCUCAGAAGCAGCAGAACCGCACGCGGGAGUGACGGCGGGAGCGCGCGCCGCUUUAACACGCACCCGCUGCUGCUCCGCUCCGCGCGCGCGCUGGUUUUAUUUUCAUUUCCGGAGCGCGUGCUGUCUGUCCGCCGCUUUACUGCCUUUGCUUUGCACUUUAUUAUUAUUAUUAUUAUUAUUAUUAUUAUUAUUAUUAUUAUUAUUAUCCUGUAGAACUCGGUCCCGGGGGAUUAAAGCGCGCUCGUGCACAGCGAUGGAGAAAAUGUCGCGGCCCGUUAACUCCGCUUUCCUGCCUCCGACCCACGGAGUGCUCAAAUCCCUCCUGGAGAACCCCAUGAAGCUGCCCUUCCACCACGACGAGGGUUUUGGUAAAGAGAAGGAGAAAGAGAAGAAGUUGGAGGAAGAUGGUGCUGGAGCGAAUGCACCUCAGUCUGCGUUUCUGGGCCCGACGCUUUGGGACAAAACGCUGCCAUAUGAUGGAGACAACUUCCAGCUGGAGUACAUGGACCUGGAGGAGUUCCUGUCUGAAAACGGCAUUCCUGCCAACCCGCAGAGCGAGCAGAGCCAGAUUACCCAGCAGCCCCUGCAGCAGAGCCCGACCCUGUCUUCACCGCCAUCUGUGGUUGACCUGAGCAACCGGGCCAGCACCUCAGUACACGCUGACAUGGUGACACAGGGCUGCCUACAGAGCCCCAGCCGAUCAGGCUUGCCGUCGAGCCGGAACACCCCGAGUCCGAUCGACCCCGAGUCCAUCCAGGUGCCGAUGAGUUACGAGCCCGACCCGGCCGAUCUGGCUCUGUCCAGCGUUCCGGGUCAGGAGAUGUUCGACCCACGCAAGCGCAAGUUCACCGUGGAGGAGCUCAAACCUCAACCCAUGAUCAAGAAAGCACGCAAAGUCUUUAUCCCCGAAGACAUGAAGGAUGAUAAGUACUGGGCACGGCGUCGGAAGAACAACGUAGCAGCGAAGCGUUCCCGGGACGCGCGGCGCCUCAAAGAGAACCAGAUCGCCAUCCGAGCCGCGUUCCUGGAGAAAGAGAACGCGGCGCUCAGGCAGGAAGUCGCCGAGCUGCGCAAAGAACUGGGACGCUGCCGGAACAUUCUGGCCAAAUACGAGGCACGGCACGGCACCCUGUGAACCCACCCCUGACCUCUGACCCCUCCCCCAUGGCCACCCCCCACCACCUGAUCCAAGGACUUCUGUGUGCCACGAUUAGUGCACUCGCCUCCACCUCUCUCUGUGUUUUAGCCGUGUGUGACGAGCAUUAGCGCUCAUUAGUGCUCGCUCUGUGUCACAUUUAUUCUUUCUUUCUGCACUUCCGAUUUUCAUUGGAAAGUGAUACUGUAUUCUUGCGUCUCUCUCUCUGUGACAUUUCUGUCUGGUUUUGUUCUGUUCUUUCGCUUCUCACUGCGCUAACACACACCAGCGUCUAUUUAUUUUCCUGUUUAAUUUCAUGCAUCGUCCACUCAGAGAGCAAUAACUCCAACACACAUUUCGGGAAACGAACCAAGAAAGCAGUGCUAGCCGACUCGUUCUGUCUCUCUGUCAUCUGGUUCAUAGCAUAUUGUGUGUGCGUACGUGUGUGUGUGUGUGUGAGAGUAAAAUAGAUUUAUAGCCCACGCAUUCGCACAAGCUAGCAACAGAGCAAAUUUCCUGUGGAAGUUCGCGAGUUGCGAUUACGACGACAAUCAAUAAAAUUAAACUUAUUUUUAAUCAUGUAAUAAAAAUCAGCACCUCUGUAAUCUCACUUCGUGUCUGUGUUCGGUUGCUACGGCGCUUAUUUUAACACUGUAUGUUGAGCGUUGAGCUGUUUAUUUACAAACCGCGUAGCCAAUCAUUAGCCAGGCGAGCUAAAAAUCUUUAUCGAAACGUUCUAGAAAUAAUCUUGCAGCUAUUCCAUGGCUAGCCAGCUGGCUAUAUAUAUAUAUAUUUAUUUAUACGGUGCUGUUAGCUUGCUAGCUAUUUACAUUUUCAUCGUACUAGCCACUUCAGCUGGUUACUUCGCUAGUCCACAUCCAACAAAAACCGUAGGUUCAUUUUCGAAAGUAUUUUAGCAAACAACGUCGUGGUUAUGCUAGCUUUGGUAAACACUUCUCGAAGAUAUUAUAAAAAUGAGAAGCAGUCAGUCUUUUCCAGAGCUGAUAAAGCGCAAACCGAGCUAGCUUUAGUGUUGCUAAGUAAAAGCAGUGGAAUCUAUGCUUCAUGUUUACUCUCAGAGCACAUCGCUAAUCUGCUAAUGAACGCAUGUGAACUCAUGCGAACACACUUCCUCUCUCUCUCUGCUAACAACCUGCACUAAACUGCGUCUUUCACAAUCCGAUCUGGGUGCGAGUCUACCUUCUGUAACAGAAAUCUGAUCGAUUUAUAAACUCGUUUGGUUUUUAUUUCGACUCUGAGAACUACUUUGCAGCAAUUGCUUAUUAUUAUUAUUAUUAUUAUUAUGAUAUUGCUGUUAUUUUUUUGUGGAAUUUUCCUGAUCUGCUUUUAUUUCCAUGCAUGAUCCUGGAGUUACCGUAUUCUCUGGACUAUAAAGCACCACGUUUAGCGACGUGCACGUUAUGUUUCUGCAUUAGCGUGACAGGGAUUGGAAUUAAAGUGUCAGUGAGCAGCCAUGAACGAAUUCUGAAAUUGAAUAAAAUUGUAUAACCUUUCCGUUUGUAUAUGGAGUGUUGGCUUGUUAGCAUUACAAAGACGGACGGAUUCCCGCAGAUAAUACCGACGCUAUCGAGGCAGUAAUUAGCAAACAAAUUCAAACACCGUGACCGAUGUUGGAGAGAUUUAUAGUCUGGAAAAUACAGUAACUUCACACCCCUCCCCCACCCCACUUUAUUCUUUUAUUGCCUCUCUCGGCUUUCUGUAAGGUGUUUGGUUUCCUGUACAGACGUGUCUAGUUUUCUCUCGUAGCUUUACCUCGGCCCUGUCGAUCUCUCUCUCUCUCUCUCUCUCUCUCAGACGGCUGUGCUGAAUGUACCGAAUGUAUGGUGUGUUUUUCUGUUUAUUUCUGUUUUUUUUUCCUUCGUUAAAGAGAUGGCUGGAUGAUGUUGUCUGUGAUUAGCAUGGCUAACGCAAUCAGUUUGUUUACUACAGACCAAAACGUGUGGCACAUACACUCACUCACACACACACACACACUAAUAACAGAGCUAUAUUAGUUAAAACAGAGAUGUUAAUGUUUAUACGGAAUAUUCUAGAGUUCUAUGUUUGUCUUUUUGUACAGUAUUUUUCUUAUACCAGAUACAAGGCACAACAGGUUCAGAGUAGGACUUAAUUAACCUAGAUAGGGCUUCAACAGAAUCUAUUUACAGAACUUUAUAUAUAAAAUAAAUAUAUAAGUAUACUAUAUAUAUUUAUAUACACACACACACACACUCCCUGGCCACUUUAAUAGGAACGUGUUGCUGGUUCUAAGAUCCCUGUUCUUGGCUGCAGGAGUGGAACCCAGUGUGUUCUUCUCUCUCUGUUGCAUGCUGAGAUGCUUUUCUGCUCACCACGGUUGUAAAGAGUGAUUAUAUGAGUUACUAUAUCCUUCCUGGCCAUGUUCCUCCGACCCUCUCUUAUCAACAAGGCGUUUGUUUACUUUCCACCCACAGAACUGUCGCUCGCUCGCUCACUCACUCGAUGUUUUUUGUUUUCCACACCAUUCUUUGUGUGUAAACUCUACAGACUGUUGUGUGUGAAAACCCCAGGAGGAGAUCAGCAGGUUCUGAAGUACUCAAACCGAAAAUACUCAUCCGGCUCAAACCAACACCCGUACCGCAGUGAAAGAAAGAAAGAAAGAAAGUCACACUUCACUGUGAGGUCACAAUUUUUCCCGUUCUGAUGUUUGAACAUUACCUGAAGCUCUGAUUUCUGUCUGUGCGAUUUGAUGCAUCGAGGGAUCGGCUGAUCAGAGACCUGCAGAAAACAGAACAGCAGGUGGAUGUAUGUAUGGAUGGGUGUGCCUAAUAAAGUGGCCAGUGAGUGAGUGAGCGUGUAUAUAAAUUCUGUGUGUGUCUAUUACUCAGAGUUGAUAGCGUUUUGUGAGCGAAUCAGGGGUCGUUAUAAAACUUCUCAAAGCGCAAAGUCAGAUUUUGCCUUUCUUUUUUUGUAAAAUUGUAAAGUGUGAAAAAAUGUGAUAUAUAUAUAUAAAUAAAAGAAAAUGAUUAAUUAUUAUGAA
Neoarius graeffei (lesser salmon catfish) is the source of this 4174-nucleotide messenger RNA. It is a transcript of the gene hlfa, whose product is annotated as HLF transcription factor, PAR bZIP family member a. NCBI's taxonomy places the organism in Eukaryota, Metazoa, Chordata, Actinopteri, Siluriformes, Ariidae. The record is from RefSeq and is a predicted model, not a curated record. Gene Ontology annotation, cellular component: nucleus. The transcript is spliced from 4 exons. The coding region runs from base 274 to 1155 and encodes 293 amino acids. Gene Ontology annotation, molecular function: RNA polymerase II cis-regulatory region sequence-specific DNA binding; DNA-binding transcription factor activity, RNA polymerase II-specific. Gene Ontology annotation, biological process: regulation of transcription by RNA polymerase II.